AUGGGUGCCAGUGGCUCCAAAGCUCGGGGCCUGUGGCCCUUCGCCUCAGCGGCGGUGGGCGGUGGUCCGGAGGCUGCGGUCGCUGAGCAAGCUUUGAUGCGGCCGCGAGGCCUAGUCGUGCCCCUCUUCGUAUUCACGCACCGCGGCUCCAUGUUCUAUGACGAGGAUGGGGAUCUGGCUCACGAGUUCUAUGAGGAGACAAUCGUCACCAAGAACGGGCAGAAGCGGGCCAAGCUGAGGCGGGUGCAUAAGAACUUGAUUCCUCAGGGCAUCGUGAAGCUGGAUCCCCCCGCAUCCACGUGGAUUUCCCUGUGAUCCUCUACGAGGUGUGAGCCUGGAGGGUGGCAGGCAUGAGCACCUCCUGCCCCAGCAAGAAACCUCCAGGCUCAAGGUUUGGCUUCCAGUGAGGAACCUUGGCUGGGGCCACAACCCUGAAUAAACUCCAUUGGCCUGGAAUCUUCAGCUGUGAGCGGGGCAGUCCUGCAAUGUUGAUUGGGUGUUGGUUUGCAUGUGGACAAGAGGUGGCUGGUGGUUGGCAAGGGAUAAUGGUGAAGUUACCAGCCCACCUUCCCCAGCAGUCUCUACAAGGAGCAUGGCAGGGCAUAUACUGGUCAGGAAUGCCUGGUUCCUGUGCCCUUGCCUGGCCUGCUUUCUUCCAAGCUUGCCUAGGGCCCAGCCCUGGUAGGGGCUACAGCACUUUACAAGCAAGGUCUGCCUUCUUCCAGCCCUUGGGCUGUGGGAGCUGUACAGAAGUGGGAACUUCCUUUCCCUCACUUCCCUUACC
Diceros bicornis minor is the source of this 784-nucleotide messenger RNA. RefSeq names its product tumor suppressor candidate 2-like. Gene Ontology annotation, biological process: inflammatory response; regulation of mitochondrial membrane potential. Gene Ontology annotation, cellular component: mitochondrion. The transcript has a single exon. The coding region runs from base 1 to 315 and encodes 104 amino acids. NCBI's taxonomy places the organism in Eukaryota, Metazoa, Chordata, Mammalia, Perissodactyla, Rhinocerotidae. The record is from RefSeq and is a predicted model, not a curated record.